UCUAUUACUAGGUUGGAGUUGUUUUAUAACUUUUCAUACACUUUAUCGAUUUUUUUUGGAUCUAGUCAAGUGUUGCUAUUUACACAUUAUUAUGAUAUCGUGUUUGUACCGGUGGCAUCGUUGAGUUUAGCAAAUAAGGUGAAGGAGAUAUUUGGAGUAAUCUGGUUUAGAAGAAACCUCUUUUGAGGACGUUUUACAUUUGAUUUAUUAAAACGUGAGCAACAAUUUGUAAUACCAUUCGAUCACAGUAUAUUGUCGACACGGUAUUUGUGUAUGUAUUAAUACAAUUCCGUAAUGUAUUAUGUAUGGUCGUCUGACACCAGAUGAUCCAGCGUACGUGAUUGACAAAUAUUUAUUUGCUAAGAGUUAAUUUUUUGGUGGGCAACUUACCCGAGUUGAAAUAUAUUGUUAAAAUAGUUUAUUGAAAUGUUUAAAGUGGAUAAGAGAAUUUUGGAACAAAGGGAGAAAUCAUAAAUACUUUUAGAUCCACUUUGUUCGAGACUUAAUUAUUUGAAUCUUAUGAGAGUGUACGAAACGCAAGUACAGCUUAAAACUGUGGUGCAUGAUUAGAAUACAACUUUGUGUAUUUUCAAAUUUGGAGUUUCACCUAAAUACAUUUCAUGAAGUUUUUGUCUUGAAAUGUGUCACUUGAGUUCAAAGGUUUUUUUUCAUAAUAAAUUUGUUUGUAAUAGUUAUAUAUCCAAUUUGGUUAAUUGUUUGUUUUGUGUUAGAUAAAAAUGGCUACAUUUUUUGGAUUGGGAGACAGUGUUUUGAGAAGAGUGCUGGUAGAGGGACAAGGUGUCUCUACUAGUCGAAUUUAUGGCAAGCUCGUCGUGGACUUGUGCAUCGGCGGGCAAACGAUUUCGCAAUUGAGAAAAAGAGUCGAACGCUCACGAAGUGACGAAUCGGAAUGGUUUGUGCCUAGAAAUACGCCUCUGGUCGUUUUGAUAGGAACCAACGAUAUUUUAAGAAGUGGCAGAGCUUCUGUUGUCUUUAAUAAUCUUAAACGGUUAUUAAUUACAUUGGAAAAGUGGUCGAGGAUAACUCCCAUCACCUUGUGUACUCUUCCUCCAAUAAAGCAUGCAAGUCCCGAUGUUCGACAUCAGUUGCAUAAAUACAACACGUCGAUUAGAACGUUGUGUUCUAAUCGAUGUGAUGUAUUUAGGCUAUUGGACUUGUAUGCCUUAUUGGACGCGGAGAAUUAUGAGGGCCACUUUUUCGAACGUGACGGUAUUCAUCCAAAUAGAGAGGGGCUUUUGAGAAUUUAUGAUUCCAUAAGUUCCCUCUUUAACUAAUGGGUCUCGCAUGUUCGAGUACAUGAUAACCGUUUAGGAUUAUUUUUGGCGAUGGAAGACUACCCUUUUUGAAAAUCGUUUGGUAAACAAAG
Molecule: messenger RNA, 1387 nt
Organism: Photinus pyralis (common eastern firefly)
Lineage: Eukaryota; Metazoa; Arthropoda; Insecta; Coleoptera; Lampyridae
Exons: 3
Coding region: 738-1295 (185 amino acids)
Source: RefSeq, a predicted model, not a curated record